CUUAUCCACCGAUGGGCAGAAACCGGCUGUAAUCUCCGUCUCUCAUUGGCUGCUGCUCUCGUCCAGGUGACCACAGAGAUUGGGGAAUUUGUCAGGGCAUCAGAUUAGUUCCUCCUGUCAAUCCAAUUGAGCGUCCUCACAGGACUGAUCCUACCGCAAAUAGAAACCAGCCUCACAAACCAAACCACAGGGAUUCAUGUCUCAUCUGAGAAGCUGCUCUUAAGAAGACCUGCUUAAGCGAGAUGCCGUCGUCCUCGUGUCACUCCAGCUCUGGCCCCGAGAAGAAGAUUGGUCACCGGCGGGUCGAUGCAUCCGGUGAGACCACAUACAAAAAGACGACCUCAUCCGCCCUGAAAGGAGCCAUUCAGCUGGGCAUCGGCUACACCGUGGGGAACCUAAGCUCCAAACCCGAGCGGGACGUCCUCAUGCAGGACUUCUAUGUGGUGGAGAGCAUUUUCUUUCCCAGUGAAGGCAGUAAUCUGACUCCAGCGCAUCACUAUCCAGACUUCAGGUUUAAAACAUACGCUCCGGUGGCCUUUCGCUACUUCAGAGAGCUCUUCGGCAUUCGACCGGACGACUACCUGUAUUCUCUGUGUAAUGAGCCCCUGAUCGAGCUCUCGAACCCCGGCGCCAGUGGCUCCAUCUUCUACGUGACUCGAGAUGAUGAGUUUAUCCUGAAGACGGUCAUGCAUAAAGAGGCUGAGUUUCUGCAGAAGCUGCUGCCUGGAUACUACAUGAAUCUGAACCAGAAUCCGCGGACGCUCCUGCCCAAGUUCUUCGGCCUGUAUUGCGUUCAGUCGGGCGGGAAGAACAUCCGCAUCGUGGUGAUGAAUAACGUGCUGCCGCGGGUUUUCCGCAUGCACCUCAAGUUUGACCUGAAGGGCUCCACGUACAAGCGCAGAGCCUCUAAGAAGGAGCGAGAGAAGAACAGACCCACGUACAAAGACCUGGACUUCAUGCAGGACGUUCAGGACGGGCUCCUGCUGGACGUGGACACCUACAACGCCCUGCUUAAAACCCUGCAGAGGGACUGUCUGGUGCUGGAGAGCUUUAAGAUCAUGGACUACAGUCUGCUGCUGGGUGUUCAUAAUGUGGAGCAGGCGGAGCGGGAGCGUCAGAUGGAGGGAUCUCAGGGCAGUGAUGAGAAGCGGCCGGCGGCUCAGAGAGCGCUUUACUCCACCGCCAUGGAGUCCAUUCAGGGCGGAGCGGCGUGCGGAGACUCCAUCGACACCGACGACACAAUGGGGGGCAUUCCUGCGGUCAGUGGGAAAGGAGAGCGACUGCUGCUCUUCAUCGGCAUCAUAGACAUCCUGCAGUCCUACAGACUCAUAAAGAAGCUGGAGCACACGUGGAAAGCUCUGGUCCAUGAUGGGGACACUGUUUCUGUCCACCGGCCCAACUUCUACGCCGACCGCUUUUUCAGGUUCAUGAGCGCCAAUGUGUUCAAGAAAAGCACUUCACUGAAGGCGUCUCCAGCUAAGAAGGGCCGCUCAGUUCUGGCGGUGCCCAAAUUCAGUGUCCCCGGAGCGGCCUGGUCUGCCAGUCAGCUUCCCUCAGAGCGAGACGAGAACAUUUACGACCUGAGAGGAGCUCGCAGCUUCCCUGUGCUGGAGAAUGACGGUCUGCAGUCCUGCACUCCUCCAUCAUUUGAAGAAGCAACAACGGCAUCUGUGGCCACGACUCUGUCCUCCAACACCUCCAUAUCCAUCCCAGAGCGCUCUCCGUCAGACACCAGUGAACAUCCACGAUACAGAAGACACACACUAUCUCUGAAAGACGCUGAAGGAAGGACUCAUGAGGUUGUGGAUGUGCAUGAAGAAGAUCAGCAGACCAUCACUGUACAGGUGGAGGUGAAGAGAGAAACAGAAGAAGACGAGGACGACAGAGAGACAGACGCCUCUCAGACACACACUGAUCCAGAGACACACAUUGCUGCAGAGACGGAGAUGGUUCCUCCUCCUCCUGCAGAUUCAGACCCUGCUGAUGAUCUGGAGACUCAAACAGCAUCUUCAGCUCCAGAUGAUCAGGAAAAUCCUCCUCCAGCAGACUCCGAGCAGCAGACGGCGGCAGAUCCUCCAGAAGCAGAAAGCAGAAGCGCUGAAUCAGCAGAAGCAAACCCUCAAACGCAGCUUCCCCCAGCGGAUCCGCUGUCCCAGAGCCAGAGCCGAGAGUCUCUGGAGGAAGAGCUCGCCGCAAACACUGACAUCUACUUCUAUGCUGAGGGCAGGUAUUGGGUUUAUUCUCCUGUUCUCCAGCGGAGGAAGUUCAGCUCCUGCAGUGUCCCUCCAGAGGACAGGAGCUGGGUUUAUUCACCUCUGCAUUAUGACUCUCAGUCUGUGUCUGAUGGAGGAAGCGACACAUAAACUGGAGGAGGAUCACUCAGGCGUGAUGUGAAGUGUUGAUUCUGAAGAAGCUUCCAGAAAAGAAACAGCACUCCUUUUCUACCCGGUGCCACUUUCCAGAGCAUUUCUCUCUCAAAAACUGUGUGUGUUCGUGUGUGUGAGAAAGAGAGAGUUCAGCAUCCCUCAAUACACCACUGACCACUGUGGACCACCCACAAUGCAUUGCAACUAGACUAUGACCUUCAGAACAAUCAUGCAAUCGAUCAUCAUGUGAAAGCGAGUUUCUUCAAUAUGGAGCGUGAUCAUUAUACAACUUAUCGACUAUCAUUAACAACUCCUCCUGUGUGUGUACUGUAUGAUCCGCUUUAUUUAGUGCAGUCCAGAAAGCAUAGCAGACAGACAUCAUCAUCAUCAUCAUCAUCAUCAUCAUGUAAGUCUGAACUUAUUUCACUUCUGCAUUCUCUUCUCUUUGGGCUUUAUUUCGCAUCAGGAGAGAUCACUGCUGGACUGAUUUAUUAUUUUACAUCAUAUCCAUGAAAACAAACAUUGAUUUGAUCCUGUGAAAUGCCUGAACAUGCUUAAAGCAAGACACGUUUACUUGAGGAUUUUUGAGAAUUUAAUCUACGCUGGAUUAACACUGAUUUCCUCCUAUUUUAAAAUAAUAAUAAUAAUAAUAAUAAUAUUUUUGCUUCAAAAAUGAAAUUGUUAAAUGUAAGAGAUUUGAGAACCUGGCUGACAGAUUUUUUUCCUAUUAUUAUUAUUAUUAUUAUUAUUAUAUUUACUUCAGAACUGAAAUUAGGUUUAAGACUUUUUAAGGACUUAAUGUCUUGACCGACUAAUU
Molecule: messenger RNA, 3183 nt
Organism: Danio rerio (zebrafish)
Lineage: Eukaryota; Metazoa; Chordata; Actinopteri; Cypriniformes; Danionidae
Source: RefSeq, a predicted model, not a curated record